CAUAUUCUGCACAUUCUUGCACCAACAAGGCAACAACCCCACGCCCCAUCCGAAGAAAUUCCGAAGCUUUCCUCGGUCGUUCUCAGAAAGAAGGGAUCAAGAACAGAGGUCGACACGAGGAGGAUGGGUUUCGUAGGAGAAACCUUGGACUCCCUCAAGCGCACGCAGCUCAGAGAUGCUCUGUCUCAGGCCAUCAGUCUUGGCAUGAUAGUGACAUCAGCCUUGAUGAUAUGGAAGGGCUUGAUAUACUUUACUGGUAGUGAAUCGCCUGUUGUUGUGGUGCUCUCUGAAAGCAUGGAACCUGGCUUCAAAAGAGGUGACAUUUUAUUCUUGCAUAUGAACAAGGAUCCUAUUCGGACAGGAGAGAUUGUUGUCUUCAAUAUAGACGGACGUGAUAUUCCAAUUGUGCAUCGAGUUAUUGAAGUUCAUGAGCAUGGUGGCACUGGUGAAGUUGACAUUCUAACAAAAGGUGACAAUAACGAUAUAGAUGAUAGGAUCAUGUAUGCGCAGGGCCAACAUUGGUUGCAGCAGCAGCACAUCAUAGGGAGAGCCGUUGGGCACUUACCAUACGUUGGGUAUCUGACAAUUAUCAUGACCGAGAAGCCUAUUAUCAAGUACAUAUUGAUAGGUGCAUUGGGCUUGUUUGUCCUAACCUCAACGGAGUAGGAUGCGCAAGCUUCUGGUUCUACGGACCACUUCUACCUAAAAGCCAAAAGGAGGGUUCGCGCUGCAGGCAAAGGACAAGAGUCUCAACUCUCAACUAGCCUUGAUUAUUGUCACAAAACAAGUCACAAUGCGAAAAUAUACGAGGGUCCGUCUCGCUUUGUCAAGAUGGAAUGUUGUUUCGUUGUGAUGAGACAUAUCUUUAUUGAACGAAUAUCAUGGUAUAAAAAUGUGCCAUCACAGUGCAUGCGUCUGGUUUACCCUUCUCAGAA
Molecule: messenger RNA, 935 nt
Organism: Eucalyptus grandis
Lineage: Eukaryota; Viridiplantae; Streptophyta; Magnoliopsida; Myrtales; Myrtaceae
Product: signal peptidase complex catalytic subunit SEC11A
Exons: 8
Coding region: 124-666 (180 amino acids)
Cellular component (GO): signal peptidase complex; membrane
Molecular function (GO): serine-type endopeptidase activity
Source: RefSeq, a predicted model, not a curated record